AUGGACGAGUUCGCACAGUCAAGAGAGGACGACGACCUCUUCGCCGACGAAUUCGAACCUCUUCCAACGCCGACCGCUGUCGUUGAACAACCAGAUCCCGCCCCGGUCAACCAUCAGCCUCGGUCUGCAGCAACCAAUCCAGCCUCCACCUCAGCUUCAAGCUCAGCACCCAACGCAGCAACAGCAGGGCCAGGUCCAAGCCACCAGCAGCAACACCAAGAACAACAGCGCAAUGGCGGCAGACAAGACGGAGGGAGAGAGCGGAGAGGACGAGGCGGUGGUCGCGGAGGAUCAGACGGCUUAAGCCAAUCCAGAUACGCACCACCUGCUGAGUCCUCUCCCUCUCCCUCCGUCCCUGUCUCGCAGGCUAUACCGUCACCUUCCGCACCGACAACUAAAUCUACCACCGCUACCACCUCAAGCACGACCUCAGCUUCAGUCCCACCAUCCUCCAGCAAACAAUCCGACACCGCAGCACCUCCUCCUCCUUCCUCCUCAAACCCACCUCUUACAACCGAAAACAACAGCAGUAACAACAAUAACACCACCACUAGAACGCAUGCAGUACGCGGCGACCGCUCCGCCACGGGCGGACCAGCCCACAAGAAACUAACCGAAGCCGAACUCAGCGAGAAGAUGGCCAAGAUGGCGAUCCUGAACGCGCAGAAAGCAGAGAAGCACCGCCUCACCGAAGCAGACCAAGCCGCAUUCCAGCACCGCGAAAAGGAGCUCGCCAAGGAGCGGCGUGAGAAGGCCAUUGCGGAAAGGAAGAACGAGCGCGUCAUGGAGAUGGAGAGGGCGAAGAAUAGGGAGAGGAAGAUGAAGGCGCAGGGUGGACGUGAGUGGGAUAGUGAGAAGGUCGAGAGUGAUAUUGUGGAUGGGAGGGGCAAGGGGAGGAGCUCGGAGUUUGUGAGGGGUGGAUAUGGGGGUGUUAUUAGGGGUGGUGGGUUGGCGGGGAGUAGGUAUUCGGUGGAUGACGGUGCGGAUGUACAAGAUUCUCAGGGUUUCAGAGGACGUGGUGGGUUUGAGAUUAGAGGUCGAGGACGAGGUGGUCGUGGCGGUGGUCGAGGAGGAAGAGCAGCAAAUUCAAACUCGAACGCCGUACCUACUACAGAAGACUUCCCGUCAUUGCCAACACCCGCGAAGGCACCCGAGACUCUAAAAGCGGAUAUUACAGCCGACGAGAAGGCAAAGUCACCAUCGAUUGAGAAGCCAGCUGGAGAUUGGGCAGAGGAGAUGGCUACGCCGAUUGAGGAGAAGAAAUUGGAGGUUUGA
This is a messenger RNA of Cadophora gregata, 1275 nucleotides long. RefSeq lists its product as uncharacterized. The record is from RefSeq and is a predicted model, not a curated record. The transcript has a single exon. NCBI's taxonomy places the organism in Eukaryota, Fungi, Ascomycota, Leotiomycetes, Helotiales, Ploettnerulaceae. Bases 1 to 1275 code for a protein of 424 amino acids.